AUGUACAUUCUAAUUGUUGUGACAUUUAUAAUUGCAGCAUGUUAUGGUGCUCCUUAUAAAGUCAAACCAUUCAAUAGUUGUGGAUAUGAGGCAUGUAACCUUGGUCAACCAGAUAAACUUAAUGUUCAUUUAGUUGCACAUACUCAUGAUGAUGUUGGCUGGUUGAAAACAGUCGAUCAAUAUUAUUAUGGUGCUCGAAGUGAUAUACAACGUGCAAGUGUACAAUAUAUACUUGAUUCAGUCAUAGAGUCAUUAGUUCAAAAUCCUGAAAGACGUUUUAUUUAUGUGGAAAUAGCAUUUUUCUGGCGAUGGUGGAAUCAACAAUCACAAGAAAUACAAGAUACUGUUAAACAACUUGUUAAUGAUGGCCGCUUAGAAUUUAUUUCUGGUGGAUGGUGUAUGAAUGAUGAAGGAGCUACACAUUAUAAUUCAAUUAUUGAUCAACAUACUUUAGGAUUUCAAUUUCUUAAUGAUACGUUUGGUGAAUGUGCAAGGCCAAAAAUUGGUUGGCAGAUUGAUCCAUUUGGUCAUUCUCGAGAAGUAGCAUCAUUAUUUGCUCAAAUGGGUUUCGACGGUACGUUUUUUGGUCGUGUUGACUAUCAAGACAAAGACCAACGUAAUAAAACAAAAACAAUGGAAAUGAUAUGGAAAGCAAGUGCUAAUUUAGGUCAGUGA
Messenger RNA from Didymodactylos carnosus, 675 nucleotides. The record is from the annotation of a GenBank genome assembly. Lineage: Eukaryota; Metazoa; Rotifera; Eurotatoria; Philodinida; Philodinidae.